AUGUCAAAAAGCCCUGAUUACUACAAAAUUCUAGGCGUUUCGCACGAUGCUACUCAGCAGCAGAUUCGCACGGCAUACAAGAGAGAAUCGUUGAAAUGCCACCCCGAUCGAGUCCCCGCAGAUUCUCCUGAACGACCCGCUCGGACACGCAAGUUCCAGGAAGUGAACGAUGCCUACUAUACGCUAUCGGAUCCAGGGCGGCGACGGGAAUAUGACGCGACCCGAGCAUACGAGGCCGAGGCUGAGGAGGAAAUACCCCAGGGUGGCUCCGGUGGGUUCCCGUGGUCUAGCUUUGGUUUCGGUAGUCGUGAGGACCAUGGAGAUCGCGACUCCAACCAGUUUGGCUCGGUGUUUGAAGAGAUGCUGCGCGAAGAGGGGCUGGCGGAAGACGGCGAAGGUGGCCAAAGGUCCCGUCCCAACUCACGGUUUUGGGCCGUGGUUGGUGGUGUAAGUGGCGGUGCUCUUGGUUUCAUCGUAGGUAACUUUCCUGGUGGUUUGGCGGGCGCAGUCGCGGGUAACCGCCUGGGCGCUGUCCGUGAUGCCAAGGGCAAAAGUGUCUAUGAGGUUUUCCUGGACCUUCCACAGCCAAAUCGGACACAACUCUUGAGUGAGCUUGCUGCGAAGGUGUUCCAAUCCGCUAUGGGGCACUGA
Molecule: messenger RNA, 651 nt
Organism: Penicillium verhagenii
Lineage: Eukaryota; Fungi; Ascomycota; Eurotiomycetes; Eurotiales; Aspergillaceae
Product: putative DnaJ chaperone (Caj1)
Exons: 4
Coding region: 1-651 (216 amino acids)
Source: RefSeq, a predicted model, not a curated record